Acaulospora morrowiae is the source of this 122-nucleotide messenger RNA. Lineage: Eukaryota; Fungi; Glomeromycota; Glomeromycetes; Diversisporales; Acaulosporaceae. The record is from the annotation of a GenBank genome assembly.
AGGAAUCACCUGACUCGGAAUCCCUUACCCGUUUUCAAAUCAUCUGUCUCCAUUGCCAUUACGCCAAAUCAGCUUCAGUUGUACAAAGGGCGCCUUGAUUCUCUUGUUUGUAAAAACGGGAG